UCCUCGAAGACCGCCAAAAAGUAUCGAGGGUGGCUGGCGGAGAACGGCGAUCGACGACGGAUGGGACCGAAGCGAGGCGAACAGCCACGAGCCAGAGCCGUUGCGCGGUUUGCCUCGUUGUAGGCGCGCAGUGCAGCCGCCGGUGGAAGUAGCCUCGCAGUCGCUGCUCGGCGACGUUUCAGCUGUGCUGAGCGCCACGAGGAACGUCUCGUGUCGCCCGGCGCUCUGGCGUUCGUGCUCUCACCCUUCUCGUGCUUUUUUCCGCUCGUUUCUCCGCCGCCUGUUCAUUCAUCGUGCACGCGUGCACGUGCCCGAUCGAAUCACGAAUCCCGGUGGACAACCAUCGUCUGGCGCGGUCCACCAUCGCAACGAAAACCGAGACCACCGAUCACGACAUAAUUAAUCAUGCCGGUGGUGCCAGCUUUGGCGGAUGGUGCCGGCCAACUGGAGGACCUUGACGAGCCCCCAGAGCCUCGUGUACGCGGUGGAAGCGGAAGAGCUAGCCUGAUGAAGCCGUUGGUCGUUCUCGCGCUUCCUGGCAUGUAUCUUUUCUACAAGUACAGCCAAUACAGGAGGGAACAACGCGAAUUGUCUCGGAGACGUGUCACCGAGAGGGAACUUCAGCAUCUUCAUCACAAGAUCGACAAGCUGUUAACGAAGCUGGAAAAGAACGAACCGGAAUUAGCGUCCUCUCAGGAAGACGAGUGCGUGAUCUGUGUGAAUGCUAGGGCCACGAUGCAAACUGCUCCGUGUGGUCAUCGGGUUGUUUGCAGACGUUGCUUCGUCAAAACGAUACAAAUGGCCGUCUCGCAGAGGCUUUUACCGUUGAGAUGCGUCAUAUGCAGAGCAAAGAUCCUACGUCUGAAACAGACCCUCAUCCCUCGGGACUAUUCGAUGUCAGGGAAGUCUUGGGUUCUGCCACAAAGUGCGUCAGAGUAUAACAUGGGAACAGGCGUGCCGGUUGGAGUGACUGGUCCCGGUGGUAGAUGGGUCGCUGGAAAUGUGCCAGCCUCAGCGUCCUUAUACUCUAUGGCCAGUGGAUCAUCCUCUAUUUCUGGAGUGUCUUCCGUAUCUUCUACGAGUUCGUCUUCUGCAAGUAGCACAGGAAGCUCUAACCUUGGGAAGCCUACGAGGGUAAGGCAACCUUCUGGCGCGACUCUGAGACGCUCGCAGACGCAAUCCAUGAAAAUGAGAAUUCAGGAAUAUCAAGAUCCGGUUCAGCAAAUCGCUGAGGAGGAAGAGGUGAUGAGGGAAAAUCGGGAUCGCAGAUUGCCGCCGAUCAAGGAAUUCCAAAGAGACUAUCGCGCGGGAAAAGCAUCGACUAGGAUAAGAUGUGCUCAAAAAAUCGUGACACAAUUGGAAACGUCGCCGAGUCCGAGGGACUUGAGCAACGUGACCAGUUCUUCGUCCUCGUCGGCGAAGUCCACGUCGAAGAGGCCUCAGUCGGCGCCGAAGUUGUCGGUGGUCCAGGAGAUCCAGAAGUCGAAGAAGGAGAAAGAGAGGGAGAAGGAACGGGAGAAAGCGGAGAAAGCUCGUCAGAAGGAGGAGGAGAAGGCGGAGAAGACCAGGCAGAAGGAGGCGAAGAAAUUGGCCAAAGAGGAGAAGAAACGAGCGAAGAAAGAAGCGAAAGCGAGGCGAAAGGAGGCCGAGGAAGCCCUCCUCAGAGAGGAAAAGUAGUCUUCGAACUAGUCGAACAGGAGCGACGGGUAGAAGUUCAGUGCGAUCAAUAAGGUAUUCCAAGACCCUGCAGAUGGGAUUUUGAAUAUCGAUUGAUCUCGUCGUGCUCGGGGCUGGUUCAAGCUGCCUCGCGAGCGCGAUCAUUAUUAGGAAAAAGAAAAAGAACGGAAGAAAAAGAAGAAAGAAGGUAAAAUCAAAGGAUUCGUGAGCAUUUUGUAAUUCUUAGAGCCUAGUUAGAAAUUUUUCUCGGGGAGAUCGCUCGAUUUCGCACGGUGUCAAUGGCGCCAAGUGAAUGGCGUUUCAUUGUGGCGAGAACGGGUCUAUUCAUUGACUAUUUUUUACUGACACGUUGACUGACACGCGAGAUUUCUACGUUAAAUUCUAAUUUGACGUAUUCGAGACCAAUGACGUAACCGUUGCUUCAUUUAAUACCUCUACCGAAUAGCCAAAGACGUAACGUGUACGUCAUUGAUUCAGAUCAGUGUCAUUCAUUUCUUGGAUUGCCCAGAAAAUUUUAUUUUAGUGAAAUCCACUGUAGAGUAAGGUCUUUGAAACACGUGUUGGUUUUAACAUCACGUAAAAAAUUACUGUGCUACGAGCAUGAUCAUUGACGUAUGAAAUUAGUGAGGUCAGACAUAAUGUAUGUGUUUGUAUCGUAGCUUGAAAGAAAGAAUAAUUUAGUGAAAAAAAAAAAAUGGAGUACGAAUCAUUUAAAAUAUCGGAGAUAGAUCAGUGGAAGCACAUUCAUUUUAUCUAGUUAUUAGAUGUCAUUUCAAGUUUUUCCUCCCGUGAAAUUCAUUUUAUUUCAAUCUAAACAAAAUUGAUUAUUCAUUAUCGAUUAAACAUUUUAAAUUGAAAUAUAAUCUAAAUUAUUAUAGAAAAUGUAAUUUAAUAAUUUACCAAUCUUAGCGUGAAAAGUUUCUAAAAAUGAAAACAGUGGCAGUCAUCGUGUUAAUCGAAAAACUAGGAUAAGACAUUUUAACGUUUUAUAAAAUAAGCGAGACAAAGGUUGCAUAGGCUUUCGCGAUGCAGCUUGAACCACGAGAAGCGAAUCCCGAGCACUGAUGAAGAACCUUAUAGCGGCGAUAUAGAAACGUACAUAUAUCUAAGAUAACCUAGAAGCGGCCAAACUUAGUAACCUGUCAUAUCGAGUUAUCGCGGACUAAUAAUUACUAAUCGAUAGAAAGACUUGAGAAAAAAAAAAGCGUAGCGCUACGUUACAUAUACAUAUAUAUAUAUAUAUCAUAUAUAUAUAUCAUAUAUAUCAUAUAUAUGAUAUAUAUGUAUAUAUCAUUUGAUUAUUGCGUAAUCUUUAACCCUUUUGUCCCGGGCGUUUCCUUUUUGUAGGAACAGUAAACCUCGUGUGACGUUUUGUCGUUACUUUUUUAUAGGAUCGUCGAAAACCGUUCUCAUCGAUCUAAUAAGCGAACGAAAGUAAGAAAAGAGACACCCGAAAUCGUCGGUCAUUUUAGCGGUUUGACGGAGCACACCGAUCCGAGACCUAUUUUUCGACUCUGCUUCACGGACAAUACUUUGAGAAAGUGUAGUUUAAUUCGCAGUUACGAAUCUACCCUUUGUCACAUUCACGGAGAGAAACGUUACGAAGCAACUAUUUAUUGGUAGACUACGGAUGUUCAUGAAUUUUGGAUAAAUUUCGACAAUACACAUAAUACGCAAAGAUGGAGAGUUAAGAAGUUGAUAUUAAAUGUAAGUUACUAAAAUUGAUUCAUGUUAUGAAAUUGGAGUUUUUUUUGGCAAAUCGACGAAACAGUUUAAUUUAGUUUACUAGACAUCAUCUGUUUUACAAGACAUCAUCUGUUUCUUUUUAUUACCGACUUAAUAAGAGAAUAAUGUUUCAAUAAUUAAACUUAAGAAAUACCGCUUCGUAAUGAAUUGAAGAUUCCCAGUCAGAGAAGAGAUUCGUCACAUCAAUAUAUGUACAUAUAUAAUUGAUUUCGUAAUUCGAUUCAGCCUACAUAACAGGUCUGAAUUAAUUCGAGGCAAAGAAUGUUUUACAUAAAAUCGAAUGCGAGAUACGUCUUCAGUUUAUUUAUUUAUUUAUUCCGAUCUGCAUUCGAACAGUUUCGUUAAAAUGCGAAUUUAAAAUAAAACUACAAGAAGGAAAAGAAUUGAAAAGAAAUGACACAGAAAUUCAAAAUGAACAUCCGUAGUCUUUAGCAACCCUUUAUCAUUCGAUCAUGCAAUCGAUAAUCCUGUUCCUCCAGUCGAUUCGUAGUAGCCAUCAUUAGUUCGUUAGAAACUCCACUAAAUAUUGAAACCGUUUGCGUUUCCCCCGAAAACUAUCUAAAGAGAAAAAACAAAACAAAAAAAAAAAGAAUUGGGGAUAACCGGACAAGAGAAAAAAAACUCCAUGAUACUUUUAUCAGAGUACUGAUUAAAAAGUACUGAUUUCGACGGCUAAAGCGAUACGUAUACCGUUCUUUUUCGCUUUCGUCCCUGCCGAAAUGAAUUAUUUCAUCCCUUUCUCCGCGCACGUGUGUUUGUGUGUGUGCGUGCGUGUGUACAUAUGUACUCGCCAGACGAGUACACGUUUCACUCGGGGGAGAUAGACGAACAAUUCGCGUAAAAUACACGAUGAUAAGCCUAAGCGAUGACGCAACGGUUCGAUUAAUCGAAAGGAAGAAAAAAAAAGAA
This is a messenger RNA of Frieseomelitta varia, 4332 nucleotides long. Its product is annotated as fl(2)d-associated complex component-like. The transcript has 9 exons. Bases 406 to 1677 code for a protein of 423 amino acids. NCBI's taxonomy places the organism in Eukaryota, Metazoa, Arthropoda, Insecta, Hymenoptera, Apidae. The record is from RefSeq and is a predicted model, not a curated record.